Opisthorchis viverrini is the source of this 866-nucleotide messenger RNA. RefSeq lists its product as hypothetical. Gene Ontology annotation, biological process: mitochondrial electron transport, cytochrome c to oxygen; mitochondrial electron transport, ubiquinol to cytochrome c. Bases 201 to 527 code for a protein of 108 amino acids. Gene Ontology annotation, molecular function: electron transfer activity; heme binding. The record is from RefSeq and is a predicted model, not a curated record. Gene Ontology annotation, cellular component: mitochondrial intermembrane space. The transcript is spliced from 2 exons. Lineage: Eukaryota; Metazoa; Platyhelminthes; Trematoda; Opisthorchiida; Opisthorchiidae.
GAAAAAUACUGCAACCAAAGGAAGAAUGUAAAAUUGGGUGCAAUAUUUUAAAGAGAAUUAAUGAAAACAUUACCAGCAAUGUUACCGGCGGACUAUUCCUCACCAUCCACACAAAGUUGCUCGUCAUUCACAGCUCAGAUUCUAAAUCGAAGUAGUGAACUGACCUUGAGGCCCAACUAAACGGCGCCUCCACCGUGAGCAUGACUGUACCCGAGGGUGACUCCGAGAAAGGCAAAAAGCUAUUUGUGCAGAGGUGUGCACAAUGCCAUACGGUCGAAAAAGGUGGGUCGCACAAGACUGGGCCAAAUCUCAAUGGCCUUUUCGGCCGAAAGACCGGUCAGGCUCCUGGAUACAGCUAUACUGCGGCGAAUAAGGAUAAAGGUAUUACAUGGACUGAGGAGACUCUCUUCGAAUACCUUGAGAACCCCAAGAAGUACAUACCUGGCACCAAAAUGGUCUUUGCCGGACUGAAGAAGGCUGAAGACCGGGCUCAUCUGAUUGCCUACCUUAAAGAGUCUACCAAGUAGAUAUAGCUACCUUUUUCUCAGUAUCGAAACAUCCAUCAGUGGUGGAGUCGGACCUGUGCUCGGUUUUAUCUGUUGGCUUUGUAUCUAUGCUGCCCCUCGCCCUCUGAGUUGCAAUUGAUACUACCGUGGGUGGUACAUUUUUUCGAGUACAGUUUCCACUGUAUAGUGAUAUUAGAUUACUUUUUGAACACAAUACCUGUGUUUUGUACUGAAAUUCUUCAGUUUCUUGGUGGGCGUCUGAAAUAUUUUGCGGUGGUUAUGAAAGUUUCCCAAUUUUGUGUUUCGAACAUCUGAUGUGUCCGACGCUUCUGACCGCAGUUACCAGUCCUUUGUUCCGUC